Molecule: messenger RNA, 754 nt
Organism: Lolium rigidum
Lineage: Eukaryota; Viridiplantae; Streptophyta; Magnoliopsida; Poales; Poaceae
Exons: 5
Coding region: 264-527 (87 amino acids)
Biological process (GO): mRNA splicing, via spliceosome
Cellular component (GO): precatalytic spliceosome; U2 snRNP
Source: RefSeq, a predicted model, not a curated record
GUUCCAGCCGAGCCGACCACCGCGUCGCCGCUCCGCUCCGUUCCACCUCCCCAAAAUUCCGACCUCCACCGUUCCCGUGUCCCCCCGCACCUCAACACUCCCGCCUCCCACGCGCGACGUCGCCACCGCCGUUCCCGUCCCCGCUCCUUCCACACCGCGCCGCCGCAAUCGCUGGCCAUUGGUUUUGAGAACUGGGUGAACGUUUGCGAUACUAUUGGUCCGUCGUCAGUCUUCACAGGUCCGGAUAACACUUGUCGGCCACCAUGCAGGCUAGCGACAGGUUCAAUAUAAAUUCUCAACUUGAGCAUCUUCAAGCCAAAUAUGUUGGAACAGGGCAUGCUGACCUGACCAGAUUUGAAUGGGCUGUAAAUAUCCAAAGAGACAGCUAUGCGUCCUAUGUUGGACACUAUCCAAUGUUGUCAUAUUUUGCCAUUGCUGAGAAUGAAUCAAUUGGAAGGGAGCGCUACGAAUUUAUGCAGAAAAUGCUGCUUCCAUGUGGCCUCCCACCUGAGAGAGAUGAAGACUGAGGAGGUGUUAGCGCUGUAGUUGGUACCACGUCAGAAACUUGUGUUCGGCUGAUGUUUGUUACCGAAGUUUAAGGCAUGUGUGGAUUAGCCACCUCAGCGCUGUGUGUGGUUGUGUUUGAACAUCCUGGACAUCUUUAGCGAUGUGUUCCGUAUCUCUACUUGUCCUCCAGCACUUGUUCCGUUCAGUUUAGCUAUAUUAAUCUGGUGCCAUCCAGUUGAAUUUUAUU